Molecule: messenger RNA, 696 nt
Organism: Dibothriocephalus latus
Lineage: Eukaryota; Metazoa; Platyhelminthes; Cestoda; Diphyllobothriidea; Diphyllobothriidae
Source: the annotation of a GenBank genome assembly
AUGAAAUUGGCGGCUUUGGUUAGCGGAGGGAAGGACAGCUGUUUUGCUAUUUGCGAGAGCAUCGUACACGGUCACGAAAUUGUCGCCCUAGUGAACCUGAAACCAUGCGACACUGAGGCUAGUCAGGUGGAGAUUGACAGCUACAUGUUUCAGAGCGUUGCUACCGAGGGAAUACGUUACUUUGCGGAUGCUCUUGAAGUGCCACUGUUUCAGGCUAACAUAACCGGCACAGCAGUCUGCCAGUCUCUGUCCUAUCAUCAAUCCCCCGCCGACGAGGUAGGUGCCGACAAAGACGCGGGGAAACUAGAAUCGUACAGACCCAUCUGUCUGACCUCUGUGGUGAGAAAGGUCUGUGAACGGAUGGUUGAACGCAGACUCCGACACUGGGUUGAAGAGAACCAGAAGCUCGUAGACUAUCAAGACAGUUUCCGGAAGACGAGGAGCACUGAGGACCAGCUGAUUCGACUAUCUCAGUCGGUAUCGGAUGGAUUCCAUAUUAAGCCAUACAGAAGGGUAGCUUUGGCUCUCAUUGAUUUCGAAAAAGCCUACGAUACCGUGGAUGGCAUCGGAGAGGACGUUGAGAUAAGCCUUUCCGCGGACGAUGCUGCGGUAUGCAGCCAAGAUACUAACUCCGACAGGGCUAUCCAGCGAGUGCAGACCGCGAUAACAAUGAUAUUCCAAUGGAGCCGAAAGUGA